Messenger RNA from Leptosia nina, 2043 nucleotides. The record is from the annotation of a GenBank genome assembly. Lineage: Eukaryota; Metazoa; Arthropoda; Insecta; Lepidoptera; Pieridae.
AUGGCGUCAAUUUUCAUGAGGAACCUCAUUAUAUUGUUACGGGCUACAAAAGCCUUCUUGGACGCAUUAAGUGAAGCCGGUGCGACGUGCGUCUCCCGCGCGACCGCUAUAAAGUUUCUACUCGCUCGUAAGUUUGACGUUGCGCGGGCGCACACGCUCUGGAGGCAGCAUGAAGCUACUCGCCGGAGGGAGGGACUCAUCAAAUUUGAACCCUUCGAAGAUCCGCUGAAGACGGAACUUGAGACUGGAAAAUUUACAAUACUGCCUACGCGCGAUGCGACUGGGGCAGCUAUUGCGGUGUUCACUGCCAAUAAACAUUUUCCCAGUCUCACAACGCAUCAGACCACGUUACAGGGUGUAGUGUACCAGCUUGAUGUGGCAUUACAAUCAAUUGAAACACAGCGCGCUGGUUUAGUUUUCAUUUACGACAUGACAGAUUCAAAGUAUACUAACUUUGACUAUGAGCUAUCACAGAAGAUUCUAACUAUGCUAAAGGGUGGUUAUCCAGCGAAGUUGAAGAAAGUGUUAAUUGUGACGGCGCCGCUCUGGUUUAAGGCUCCAUUUCGAAUACUCCGGCUAUUCGUGCGGGAGAAGCUGCGGGAGCGUGUGCAUACAGUGAGUGCGCCUCAACUUGGAGUGCAUGUCCCCAGAGCUAGUUUGCCCAAGCAGCUUGGAGGCCAGCUUGAGCCGGAUCACGCAGCUUGGCUAGAGCAUUGCCGAAAUUGCUAUACGAAUAACCUUCAUAACUCAAAAUUGGACGGUGUUAUCGACGAGUAUGUGAUCAGUAAUCACAUUCUGCCGGUCAAACCGCAAAAUGGUUCAAUAGAGACGGAGGCGGGCAGGGAUAUGACGAGCGACCGAGUGACGCGCCACAGCGACGCCGGCGACAUCAUGCAUAUUAGCGGAGACAUGCCGUACACCUGCGAUCCAACGCCUCUCAGGCAUACACAUGUUUACAAUGGAGACAUUAAAGGCAGUCAUAUUAACUCCGGAGAUGAAGAUGAUCUCGAUUUAAUAACUCGCGGCACGUGGUCUUCCGGCGAAGCUUCGCCAGGCCUCUCGGAUGAAGAAUGCGGAGGUGGAGGUGCUGGAGAAACUCCCGCGGCGCUUCUGGCCCGCGUCAGGCAGUUAGGCCGGCGCGGUCUUAUCGCUGAGUACGAAGACAUACGGGCGCGGCCACCGCACGGUACCUUCAACCAUGCCAAAUUGCCACUUAAUCUAGUCAAGAACCGAUAUACGGACGUGCUGUGCUACGACCACUCGCGCGUUGUCUUGUCACAAACCGAUCCGGAUGACCCGACCACAGAUUACAUCAAUGCUAAUUAUGUCGAUGGUUACAAACAGAAAAACGCCUUUAUAUGUACACAGGGCCCUCUACCAAAAACAUUUGGUGACUUCUGGAGAAUGGUGUGGGAGCAAGGCAGCCUCGUUAUAGUGAUGACGACGAGGGCGGUGGAACGAGGCCGGGUCAAGUGCGGACAGUACUGGCCGGCGACGCUCGGCGCACGCGCAGUGCACGGCGGCUUUGCGGUCACCACGGAAGAUAUCGAGCAAGAAGACGACUACACAAUCUCACAUUUGUUGCUGACUGACUUAAGGACGGAAGAGUCCCGAAGUAUAUGGCACGGUCAGUAUACGCGGUGGCCAGAUUAUGGUGUCCCGGGUGGAGGGAGGGCACAGCCGGUGCUUCGCUUUCUGAGCCUUGUUCGACGGGCUCAACACCGUGCCAGAGCAGAAUUAGGAGAUGCCUGGGCAGGCCACAGUAGAGGACCUCCGAUCGUUGUUCAUUGUUCGGCUGGCAUUGGAAGAACAGGUACGUUUUUGACGUUAGACAUGUGUACGUCGCGACUUGCGGCGGAAGGCGUUGUGGAUGUGCGAGGCACAGUGGAGCGCAUACGGGCUCAACGUGCCCACUCUAUACAAAUGCCGGACCAGUACGUGUUCUGCCACCUUGCGCUGAUCGAAUACGCGGUGAUGCAGGGGUAUCUAGAAUCAGCUGACCUCUCUGGCUUCGAUGACGACAAUGACGAUCAGUCGGAAUGA